AAUUACGUUCGAGAGAAUUCAUUUCGUGAUUUUUUGAGCGGUUUCUCGUAAAAAUUUAAGAAGAAAACUGUGGGAAAAGUGUUAAUAAAAUGUAUAAAUAGCGAAUUUUCGUAUAGAAAGAAAAUGAGAAGAGCUCGUAGAAGAUUUAGUGAAUAGAGUAAGAGCAUCAAAAAGUGUGUAGGAGAGCAUCCGUUCAACGAGAGAUGAAAAACAUCUGCAACUAAAAAACAGAGAGAGAAUUAAAAUGUCGUUAGUUUCGUUGUCAAUAUCAACGGGAUAUAUUGCCCUUACGAGUUUUUUGGCAUUUGUCGCGCGGAAAUUCGUUUCAAAAGCAAAUUUACCGGCAAAGGAUUUGUUCUAUGAAGCUAUUGCGGCGGCGGAAUUGUGUGCUUGCUGUUUUGAGUUGAUCAUUGUUGCUGACAACUUUGGCGUCGCUACAUACGCAAUUUUCCUCUUUUUCCUCACAAUUUGGUGGUCUGCGAACUGGGAAGAUGCCUCAGCUUGUCCUUACACGCACAUGGAAGACCUUGUCGAGGGAAAUUGCUCCGUAAAAGACGUCGCUCUCAAAACGUGGGCUGCUCUCAUGGGCGGUUGCUGCGUUUUUCGUUACGUGCAACUCUAUUGGUGGCUUGAAGUCACGGAAAAUCACGAAGGACGCGCUUUCGAGGAAUGUUCGGCAGAUUUAAAAGUCGAUCCGUAUGUCGGCGCUGUAAUUGAAGGCAUUGCCACGCUUCUGUGCCGCAUCGCAUCCAAAAGUAUCGCCGAAUUAAAUCCCCGUUUCGGUACAAUUAUCGACUCGUUCAUCGGCACGAGUUUGGUUGUCUUGGCUUUCAACUAUUCCGGCGGUUAUUUCAAUCCAGUGUUGGCGACGGCGCUCAAAUGGGGCUGCGACGGGCACACAAACAUGGAACACGUGAUCGUUUAUUGGAUCGGAAGUUGUGUGGGAGCUCUUUUGUCGGUGCCUGCCUUCAAAAUGAUCCGCGAACGAGGAUAUCUUGCCAUCGAAACGAAAUCCAAAGACGAUUAAUGAGCGAAAAAUCCUGAAAAAUGACAAUUUUGAACUAAUUUUUAUGUUCCUGCUAACAAAAUACUCGACAAAUCCAUGAUUUUAGUGUCAAUUUUGAUGUUAAUUACCUUUUAAAGACAAUAUUGAAGCAAUAAUUAAACGAGUUGUGAUUCUUG
This is a messenger RNA of Culicoides brevitarsis, 1182 nucleotides long. RefSeq names its product aquaporin-11 (gene AQP). Lineage: Eukaryota; Metazoa; Arthropoda; Insecta; Diptera; Ceratopogonidae. The transcript has 3 exons. The coding region runs from base 245 to 1027 and encodes 260 amino acids. Gene Ontology annotation, cellular component: cytoplasm. Gene Ontology annotation, molecular function: channel activity. The record is from RefSeq and is a predicted model, not a curated record.